ACGAUCACAGAGACCCCAGAAAAGAAAGAAAGAAAGACAAUCUUCAUGGAUCUUCUUCCUUGAACCCUAAAUCGUCUUUUUCUUAAUCAUGUCUUCCAUUCCAUGAUCCUCGAAAAUCGUGAUCGUAAUAUUCGUUACUGGAAGAAGUUUAAAGAAUUUUCUUCUACUGGGAACUUUGUGUUCACACUGGGGUUUUACACUGAAAUCUUUUCCCUUGGUGUGAAACCUUGGAGGUAGUGGAAAAUGUUCGGGGAAAGUCGUGGCAUUAAUGGUUUACGAGGCAUGGGAGAGGAUGGUGCACUGAGGGGAAGAACUGGUUCAAGUUCAAGGUGGUCAGUUGCUACACGGAAGUUGGACACUAAGCCUGUUUCUAAUCCGAGUAGUUUUGGUUAUGGUUUCGGAUUAUCGUCAUUCGUUGGAUUGAGGAACAGGUCAAGUGCACCUCCACCGUCAGCCACAGCUAAUAAUGGUAGUUCUGGGUCAGACAUGGACAUUGCCUCUGAUUCUGAUGAUGAGACCCUUAAUAGGAAACUCUCGCCCGAUUCAUCUCCUCAGGACCACAAAAUUUCUGUAGGAUUGUUUAACAAACAUCCAGUGAUGGCUCAAAAUGGGCCGGAGGGACUUAGACAUGAUGGUACAAAGGUCUGCGGUGCAGAUGAGUUGUCGGACUCGGCUACGAGCACCGAAGUUUCAUAUGAAGCAGAAAACUGUGGCAUGCGGAACAAUGGAUCUUCAUAUCACGAUUUUCAUAGUCAAUCUCUAUAUGACAGGACAAAGGUUGAAUCAUCUUCAACUUCAUUGCCUCCUUGCCUUCCCAACUUUCAUGCAAGUGAACAAGGUCCAUGGUCUGCCAUGAUUGCCUUUGAAGCCUGUCUUCGGCUAUGUCUUCAUUCCUCGGCAGCAGCAUAUGGUGUUAAUGAGGCUUCAUAUUUCCUGAAUAAUGAAUGCACAUUAUUGCGAAAUGCAUUUGGUUUGCAGAAAUAUUUUCUUCAAUCUGAAGAAGAACUACUGGGAAAGGGGCCUUCUGGGUUGGUUACUGAGACAACAACUGCUCCAAAAUCUAAGAAGACUGUUGGAAAAAUUAAACUCCAAGUUCGUAGAAUCAAAAUGGGAUUGGAUCCACCGCCUGGCUGCAGCAUUUCGUCAAUGAAACUCUCCAAGGAAAAGCUUGAAAUUGUUCGCCAGCAUAUUGCAGAUCUGAAUUCUACUUUGUCUUCUGGAUGGAAAGCAGUGAAGCGAGUUCAUGUCACUCCUCAAGUUCCUUUGAAUGGUUCAAUUUCUCGUCAAAGCUUGGCUUAUUUGCAGGCAGGUGCUCGCUACGUUAAACAAGUGUCAAAGGUCCUAAAGAAUGAAAUAGUUACAUCUCACACGGGACCACAAAACUAUGAAGCAGUACAAGAAACAUAUUCAUGCUUGCUGAGGCUAAAGAGCUCAGCAGAGGAGGAUCAAAUUAAGACUCAACCUGGAUCUGGUGAAACGUUUAUUUUCUUACCUGAUAGUCUUGGUGAUGAUUUGAUUCUUGAAGUGCGGGAUUCAAAGAGGCAAUAUUGUGGUCGUGUCUUGGCUCAGCUGGCUGCUAUUGUUGAUGACCCUAGCGAAAAGCUGCGGUGGUGGCCAAUAUAUCAUGAACCAGAACAUGAACUUAUUGGCAGAAUCCAACUUCAUAUAACUUAUUCAACCAGUCUGGAUGAAAAUGGUCAAACUAAGUGCGGGUUGGUUGCAGAAACUUCUGCAUACGACCUGGUUUUGGAAGUAGCUAUGAAAGCCGAGCAUUUUCAACGAAGAAAUUUGUUGCUGAAAGGGCCGUGGCAAUGGAUGGUUACUCGAUUUGCGUCCUACUACGGUGUUUCAGAUGUGUAUACAAGAUUAAGAUACCUUUCAUAUGUCAUGGAUGUCGCCACACCAACCAAGGACUGUCUUGAUCUGAUACAUGAUUUUCUGCUGCCUGUUCUAAUGAAAGACAAUUACAAGAGUCUAUUGAGUCAUCAAGAGAAUCGCAUGAUGGGGGAAAUCGAUGAACAAAUUCAGCAGAUUCUUGCCUUAGCAUUUGAGAAUUACAAAUCGCUUGAUGAAUCUUCUCUCUCUGGAAUCAAAGAUGUUUUUGAGCCAGCUAUGGGCAGGCCAGCUCCUGCACUAAGACCAGCUGUCAAGCUUUAUGGUCUUCUGAAUGAUGUUUUAAUCCCCGAGGCGCAGUUGAGACUUUGUAAAUAUUUCCAGACUGCUACAAAGAAGAGGUCAAGAACACAUUUAUUAGAAACAGAAGACUUGCUUCAUAGCCGCCGUGAGGGUGCUCAAGUGGAUCCUGCAUUGCUUCCAACAUCCUAUCAAAAGAUGAAAUCUCUAAUUUUGAGCUUUAAAAAUGAAAUCCACACCGAUAUAGAGAUCCACAAUUGCAACGUGCUCCCAAGCUUUAUAGACCUUCGAAAUAUUUCGGCUGCAAUAUAUAGCGUGGAUCUGUGCAAUAGGCUGCAGGGAUUUCUUCUUGCAUGGCCUCCUCCUGGUCCAUCACCGCCAGUUGUUGAUCUUGUUAUAACGACUGCUGACUUUCAGACUGAUAUCUCUUGCUGGAAGAUAAAUCCAAUCAAAGGUGGUGUCAAUGCAAAAGAGCUUUUCCAUUCCUACAUUACUACCUGGAUUGAAGAGAAGAAACGUGCAUUAUAUGAAUACUGCAAGCUAGAGUCGGUAAAACCAUGCAGUGAGAUUCCAGACUUUACCUCUCCUUUUGUUGAUGAAAUGUAUCAGAGGCUGAAUGAGACACUUGACGAGUAUAAUAUCAUCAUUAGGCGUUGGCCAGAAUAUGCUUUACCUUUGGAGAAAGUCGCUGUGGAUGCUGAGAAGGCAAUAGUCGAAGCAUUGGAGAAGCAAUUUGCCGAAGUUUUAUCUCCGUUGAGGGAGAACAAGAUAUUUGGCCUAAAAUAUGUCCAGAAAUUGACCAAAGGCACGAUCACUCCCUACUGUGUUCCAAAAGAGCUCGGAGUUCUUCUGAAUUCGGUGAAAAGAAUGCUUGACAUUUUACGCCCAAGUGUUGAGAAACGGUUCAAAUACUGGAAUUCUUAUUUCCCUGAUGGAGAACAUAGAGUAUUGGGAGAAAGGCUAAGUGAGGUGACAGUGUUAUUGAGAGCCAAGUUCAGAAGUUACAUGCAAGCACUGGUGGAGAAACUAGCGGAGAAUACAAGGAUACAAAGUCAGAUGAGGAUAAAGAACAUAAUCAGGGAUCUAAGGGAGACAACAGAAGAGAGUGAGGUGAGGGGCAGAAUGAAGGGAUUGGAGGAUCUGAUAGAGAAGACAAUUGAACAACUGCACGGUGUAUUCGUGGCUGAUGUUUUCGUAUCAGUCUGCAGAGGGAUAUGGGACCGCUUGGGACAGGAUGUGCUCCGUCUGAUGGAAGACAAGAAAGACAACGUGACAUGGCACAAAGGCCCGAGAAUUGCCAUCUCUGUGAUGGAUGAGAUAUUCGGGAGAGAGAUGCAGGAAAUGAUGGGGAAUGGAAUCAAGGCAGAGCACUUGGAGCCACCUCGGUCUGUCAUGGAUCUCCGUUCUAUGCUUUUGUAAUCAUUUUU
Molecule: messenger RNA, 3560 nt
Organism: Tarenaya hassleriana
Lineage: Eukaryota; Viridiplantae; Streptophyta; Magnoliopsida; Brassicales; Cleomaceae
Exons: 23
Coding region: 244-3552 (1102 amino acids)
Source: RefSeq, a predicted model, not a curated record